Gavialis gangeticus (Gharial) is the source of this 747-nucleotide messenger RNA. RefSeq names its product WDYHV motif containing 1 (gene NTAQ1). The record is from RefSeq and is a predicted model, not a curated record. Gene Ontology annotation, molecular function: protein-N-terminal glutamine amidohydrolase activity; protein-N-terminal asparagine amidohydrolase activity. Bases 1 to 579 code for a protein of 192 amino acids. Lineage: Eukaryota; Metazoa; Chordata; Crocodylia; Gavialidae. The transcript has 7 exons. Gene Ontology annotation, cellular component: cytosol; nucleus.
AUGGUUUUGAUCGUCUACACCAGCUGCUACUGUGAAGAAAACAUUUGGAAGCUUUGUGAAUACAUCCAAAGCCAGGAUCAGUAUCAGUUAGAAGAAUUUUAUGUUAUUUUCAUAUCUAAUGACAGAAAGAUGAUACCACUUUGGAAGCAGAGAUCAGGAUGUGGAGAUAAACCUGUAGUUUGGGAUUACCAUGUUAUUUUACUUCAUGAUUCCAGCGGAGACCAAAGCUUCAUUUAUGACCUUGACACAGUGUUGCCAUUUCCGUGUCUGUUCGAUACUUACAUUGAAGAGGCUUUUAAAUCAGACGAUGAUAUUUAUCCAGAAUAUCGCAGAAAAAUCAGGGCAGUUCGAGCAGAUGUUUAUCUGAAGAUGUUUGCUUCUGACCGCUCUCACAUGAAAGACAGCAGUGGAAAGUGGCUGAAGCCUCCUCCCUCUUACCCUUGCAUUGAAACGGCAGAUGCCAAAAUGAACCUGGAUGAUUUUAUCAGUAUGGAUCCCAAUGUGGGAUGGGGCUCUGUGUUUCUGCUACCUGACUUUGUGAAUCAUUUUAGUAGACGAAAGGACACAAAAGGACAGUGACCUCAGUAAAUGACCUCUCUUAGCACACAUUUUUUUGGUAUUGUUGCUUUUGUUGUUUUAUUUAUAAGUUUGUGGUUUAUUUGCAAGGGUUAUUAAUGUAUUGGCAUAUACAAGAAUUGGAACAAAGUAUAAUGAAUUGAAUAAAAUCUCUUUAUUUUGAUUAUAGAA